Messenger RNA from Myotis davidii, 1871 nucleotides. RefSeq names its product interleukin 15 receptor subunit alpha (gene IL15RA). Gene Ontology annotation, cellular component: plasma membrane. Gene Ontology annotation, molecular function: interleukin-15 receptor activity. The record is from RefSeq and is a predicted model, not a curated record. Gene Ontology annotation, biological process: interleukin-15-mediated signaling pathway. The transcript has 7 exons. Lineage: Eukaryota; Metazoa; Chordata; Mammalia; Chiroptera; Vespertilionidae. Bases 207 to 983 code for a protein of 258 amino acids.
CCUGCGGGGUCACCCACCAAUGAGGUUCGUUCCCCCACCAUACUUGGAUCAGACUGGUGGAGGGAGCGCAGAGCCACUAACCCAUGGUCUAGGAAUGAAGGGAAACUUGGAAGGUGAAGUAGGAGCGACAGGAGGAGACAAGCUAUAGAAGGUCAAGGACUGGAGCAGAAGUCAGGUGUGAACGCCCACCGGCCGAGUUUACUCGAAUGACCUUGCUUCCCAAUGGCUUUGCCCACUCCCUCUGCGUUGGGACCCGAGACCCACCGGGCUUUUGGACGAGAGGUACCACAUGCUCUACUCCAACAUCUAUUGAACAUGCAAACAUCCAGGUCAAGAGUUAUAAUGAGAACUCCAGGGAGCGUUAUAUUUGUAACUCUGGUUUCAAGCGUAAAGCUGGUACGUCCAGCCUGACUAAAUGCCUGCGUAACGAGGACACAAAUAUUACCCAGUGGACCAUUCCCACUCUCAUAUGCAUCAGAGACCCCUCCCUGACCCGCCAAAGGCCAUCCUCCACAGUAGCUCCAGCAGGGGUGACCCCAGAGCCAGAGACCCCCUCCCCUUCUGGAAAAGAGCCAGCUUUCAUUUCCAAGCCAGACACCACAGUGGCCACAAAGCCAGCUGUGGUUCCGGGCUCCAGGCUGACAUCCAAAUCUCCUGCAGGAACCACAGGGGUAGUCAGGAGUGAGCCCUCCCAAGCCCCACCUCAGACAACUGCAAAGUCCUUGGAACACACUCCCUCCACCUCCCUCGAGAAGCCAGGUGCACAUUCAUCCAAUUUCACAGCUGUCACUGUGGCAACCAUCUCCACACCUGUCACUGUGCUUUGUGGAGCAUGUGUGGUAUUACUUCUGAUAUGUUACCAUAAAAAAUCAAGGCAAACUUCCCAAACACCCAGUGAUCAAGUGGAAAAUAUGGAAGAUAUCCCAAUGACUGGAGGAAACAAUGGCAGAGAGGAGGAUACAGAAAACUACCACACAGUCUAGGAAACUCCAAGGAAAACCCGGGCCAGCAAGGGCUACAGCGAAGGCACCAACUCUGCUCUGGCCAGAGGGGACCUAGAAAAGACUCAAGGAGUUGGGCGCCAGGGAGAAGCCACCAAGAUGUGCCCACUCUCGGCACUGUCUGCAUCAGUAGGUUCUCCAGGCUUAGGAUGGAAGCUCGAUGCCUGCCCUGCCUCAGAGAUGGCGCCAAGUUCCCAGAGUCCCAGCCAUUGAAGGCCUCAGGUCUUCCUAUCAGAGCUUUUAUUUCAUUAUGAUAUUUACUCAGGAUAACUUAUCAGCUUGACUCUUCCAUCCCUCCUCCUGACUGGCAGUUUACAAAGAAAAGAAAUAUAUCUGAGACUCUAAGUGAAUUUAGUAGGCUCCUCCUGGCUUGAGAGGUGUCUAUAAGGAUGACAUUAUCAUUUCAGCUCCUAAAACUCUCUCCAGUUAGGUGCUCUGCUUACACUGAAACGGAGCAAAGAGAUAUUGUGCCCAGUGAAUUCUCUUAAUUUAAGGAUUCAGAAAGAAAACUGAAUUCAGUGACGUUUUCCAUAUAAAUACAUGUAUAUUUAUACUUUGUUUAUUAUCCUACUAGUAGCCUUGCACAUGAAUCCGUGUGCCAAUAGCUCUCUGCGGGGCCUAGCCACUCCGCACCUGCUUCCCAGAGGCUCUCUGUGGCCCAGAGGCCCGUCCGUGGCCCAGAGGCCCAUCUGUUUUAUCUGUGUUAUACAGUCUUGGUUCUGGCAUUUGCAUGCUUGGUGUAGCAGGAACGAGAAGAAAACACCCAUUCAUUUGUGAAGUGCCCAGAGUGGCUGUGCCUCCAUGAGCCAUGUCUUUUGGAUUUCCCCAAGUGGUGUUCUGCACCUCUUCUUGGGCCUCCAGCUUGCAUAC